Sphaeramia orbicularis (orbiculate cardinalfish) is the source of this 2628-nucleotide messenger RNA. It is a transcript of the gene lins1, whose product is annotated as lines homolog 1. Bases 63 to 2036 code for a protein of 657 amino acids. The record is from RefSeq and is a predicted model, not a curated record. The transcript is spliced from 6 exons. NCBI's taxonomy places the organism in Eukaryota, Metazoa, Chordata, Actinopteri, Kurtiformes, Apogonidae.
GGUACUUCCGUGUUACGUCACAUGUCACAUGACCGGUCUGAUACGAAAGUCGAGGAGCCGUCAUGGAGCCGUACGUAGAGCCACGCGCGGUGGAGGAGGAGGUGCCCUUUGACUGCGUGUCUCGUGCGUACAGGUGUGUUCUGAGCGGGUUGUGUCCCGGUCCACGCGCUGAGGAUUUGGUGCAUGUGAUUCUUUCAGGAAUGUGCGGAGCGUUUCCUGCGGAUUGUUGCCAUGGCGACGCAGUGGCGCUGAGCUGCGUGUGCGUGUCCCUGGUGGAUCAGCUGGUGUCCGGUUCGACGCGUCCCGGAACGGAUCCGUACUUCCGACAGUACGCAGAGCUGUGCGUAACGAAGCUUCGAGAACGUGACGUCAUGACGCAGCUCGUGCAGCUGUUCCAGGCUGAGGACCAGAUUGUUCGCCAUGUGUCCGCAAAGACAGCGUCCACCUGUGUCCUGGACGAGCUCCGGACCACCGGGACACUCUGUCCUGUGUGGGUGGACAGGUGUGUACAGGUCUUCCUUUGCCCCGCCUCCUCUGCUGACCUGGAUGCCUGCCUGUGGUCACUGACUGAUGUGUUAAGAAGACUCCAGAGGGGACAUCGUCCAGAGUUAACAGAGAAGCUUGUGGAGGCUUUUGACUCCAGUGUGUCUUCCCUGUGCUCAUCAUUCCUGGCUGAUGGUCCCGAGGACAGUUCUCAGAGACCCAUGGACUGGAGCAGCCACGGAACCAUGUCCUGUCUGGUUCUGGACCUUCUAGAGGUCCUGUCUGCAUCUGGGACAAGUCUGAGGAGUCAGCGGAUCAUCUCCACUCAUUCCCCGGCGCUGCUGAGGAUGCUCUGCUGCUCCAGGAUGAACUAUUUCACCAAAAAGCAGGUGGUUCUGCUGCUGAAGAGAGCACUUCUGGAGAACCUGGGGGAGGACUGGUCUGUAGGGGGCAGGGCCAGGUUUGAGCGCCACCAUGCAGAUCUGAAUGAACUAUCACACCACGUGUUACAAACCGCCACCCCUGAUUGGUUCGGGCGUGUUGAGGUACAGCCAGCAUCUUUCUUCGGAGGAACCAGUCGAGUCCGAGGUGGUGAAGAACCAGACGGGGUGAUGCUCAGGUCCAUCAGUCUGGUUCUGCUCAAGUCCAUGGUUCUGCAGAUCCAGGAUGGACCAGGUCUGGACUGGUCGUCAUACCUGGACUCUCUCUGGAGUUUCUUGAGGCGUUUCAGUGUUCAGCUGAUGGAGGCGACUCACCGCUGCUCUUGGUUUGCUCUGCUGUUUGGAGAUCAGGAUGACGACAUGAUGGAGGCCGCUAAUGGUCUGCUCUGCAUAUUCCUCCGCCAAAGGUCUGCCUCUCAGCCCGAUGGUUCUUCGGUUCUGGACGAAGCCUGUUCCAGCGGCUGUAACCCUCACUGCAUAUUCCUGCUUCUGCUUCAGAGCGUGGCCUUCGACCACAGCGUUCUCCUUGACUUCCUAAUCUCCACUGAGACCUGCUUCCUGGAGUACUUUGUGCACUACCUGAAGUUCCUGAGGACGGAUGGGCAGGGCUUCACCUCGGCGUGCAUCCGAAUGUCAGCUCACCAUUGUCCGCAGUUUCAUCCCCCUCGCUCCUCCAGUGGUUCAGGUCUCCAUGAGUCAAACCAACCCACUGCUUUGGUGUGUCCAGUGGGAGGAGCUGGUCUGACCAUUGGUCUGUGUCUAGUGGACUAUGAUGGUUCAGAUGAGUCUGAUCCAGAGAACAUGGACGUUUCAGAAAGUCUACUGACAACCAGGACAUCUAUGGACCAGCAUGUGGAACAGAGUGAGUCAUCAGACUCUAUGGGACUGACUGAACCUGGGAAAGCAGCAGCAGAACCCCCAGCUGGUCCAAACCUGGAGCCGCUGCCUGGACCUCCAUGGACCCAGACUACCCACAAAGCCAUCCAGUGUCUGUCUGAGCUCAGGGCGCUGAUGGUUAGACUGCACAUGAAGAACCUGUUCCCUUACAACCCAUCAUCUCUGUUGAAACUGUUGGAACAAGUAGAGACAGAUCUGACAUCGUCCAGUAGAUGACCAGAACCACAUCCUGGACGUCGGGUCACCUGGUCCAGUGGGUUCCAGAUCCUCAGUGAAUCUAAUGGAACCAUCCAGGGCUAAAAGAUGACGUCACAGUGCAGUUCUCUGAAUGUCCACUAGAGGCUCCAGUUCGUCGUCUGACUUGUUAUCACUUAAACCACAUGACUCGGACUCUGAGCAUCAUCUUUGUCUUGUUUAAUAAACACAGAUCCCAUUAAUUUUCUUUAUUUUGACUGAAAAUUGUGAAUGACAGUAUAUGAAACAGUGCUGUGACCGUGUGAUCAUCAGAAUAAUUGAAUAAUUACUGUAAUUGACAUUAAAUCAUCUGGGGGCGGUAGAAUUAUGUUCAGCAAACAAUAGGGUGGGGUGAGGAGAAGUCCAUAGUAGGAGGGGUCUAGUGGUGGGGGGUUUUCACCAGACCCCAUGACCCUAGACCCGGGCCUCACUCUGACCAAUCAGAGGCAGCUGUUUAAUUCAUAGGUGGGUGUGGACAUGUGGCGAAUCAUGGGAAACUGAGUUCAAAGCACAAAGAUGAACAUCUACUAUCAGACACAAAGAAAAUAACCAAAAUAGAAAAUAACUGACCAAU